This is a messenger RNA of Pangasianodon hypophthalmus (striped catfish), 11387 nucleotides long. RefSeq names its product centrosomal protein 170Aa (gene cep170aa). The transcript has 14 exons. The coding region runs from base 5717 to 9340 and encodes 1207 amino acids. Gene Ontology annotation, molecular function: protein binding. The record is from RefSeq and is a predicted model, not a curated record. NCBI's taxonomy places the organism in Eukaryota, Metazoa, Chordata, Actinopteri, Siluriformes, Pangasiidae. Gene Ontology annotation, cellular component: centriole.
AGCAGUGAUUUAUCCUGCACAAAAAACAUCACCUAAUUGAUAACUCACAAGUGCUCAUUGUGCCUGUCAUACCUGAAGCUGUAGAGUAACUUGUUCAUUGUAUACAACUUGCAGAAUGAUUGAUUGUUCACCGAUCAGCCAUAACAUUAAAACCACUGACAGGUGAAGUGAAUAACAUUGAUUAUCUCAUUACAUUGGCAUCUGUCAAUGGGUGGGAUAUAUUAGGCAGCAAUUGAAGAGUCAGUUCUUGAAGUUUAUGUGUUGGAAGCAGGAAAAAUGGGCAAGCGUAAGGAUUUGAGCGACUUUGACAAGGGCCAAAUUGUGAUGGGUAGAUGACUGGGUCAGAGUAUCUCCAAAAAGGCAGCUCUUGUGGAGUGUUCCUGGUAUGGAGUGUUAAGUACCUACCAAAAGUGGUCCAAGGAAGGACAACUAGUGAACUGGCAACAGGGUCAUGGGCGCCCAAGGCUCAUCGAUUCAUGUGGGGAGUGAAGGCUAGCCCAUCUGGUACAAUCCCACAGAAGAGCUAAUGUAGCACUAAUUGCUGAAAAAGUUAAUGAUGCCUAUGAUAGAAAGAUGUAAGAAGACACAGUGCAUCACAGCUUGCUGCUUAUGGGGCCACGUAGCUGCAGACCGGUCAGAGUGCCCGUGCUGACCCCUGUCCCCCGCCAAAAGCAGCUCAAUGGGCACGUGAGCAUUAGAACUGGACCAUGGAGCAAUGGAAGAAGGUGUCCUGUUCUGAUGAACAACGUUUUCUUUUACAUCAUGUGGACAGCUGGGUGCGUGUGUGUCACUCACCUGGGGAAGAGAUGGAUGCACUAUAGGAAGAAGGCAAGUAGGCAGAGGCAGUGUGAUGCUCUGGGCAAUGUUCUGCUGGGAAACCUUGGGUCCUGGCAUUCAUGUGGAUGUUACUUUGACACAUACCACCUACCUAAACAUUGUUUCAGUCCAGGUACACCCCUUCAUGCCAACGUUAUUCCCUAAUGGCAGUGGCCUCUUUCAACAGGAUAAUGCCCCCUGCCACACUGCAAAACUUGUUCAGGAAUAGUUUGAGGAACAUGACAAAGAGUUCAAGGUGUUGACUUGUCUCAGAUCUCAGUCCGAUCAAGCAUCUGUGGGAUGUGCUGGACAAACAAGUCCGAGCCAUGAAGGCCAACCUCGCAACUUACAGGACUUAAAGGAUCUGCUGCUUGGUGCCAGAUACCACAGCGUACCUUCAGAGGUCUUGUGGAGUCCAUGCCUCGAUGGGACAGAGCAGUUUUGGUGGCAUAAAGGGGACCUGCACAAUUUUAUGGCUGAUCAGUGUAUAUAGAAAUUAUGUUAUGACAGAGGGGUGGCACAGACACAGUGAGUAGAAAUGCAACUUUGCAGCUCCAGGGUCCUCAGUUUGAUCCUGGGCUCAAGGUACAGUCUGUUAGGAGUUCUGUGUGUGUGUGUUCUCCCUGUGUCCAUAUGGAUUUCCUAUGGGUUCUCCAGUUUCUCCCAUCUUUCAAAAACGUGAUAGAAGGUGGCUUGGCCAUUCAAAUAUAUGUAUAUAUCCUGACCAGGAUAAAGUGGUUACUAAAGAUAAAUGAAUGAAUGAAUGAAUAUGAGACAGUGGCCAGAUUUGACUUAAGCUUGCCUAGUGAGGAGUUACAUGCUGUUCGUACAGUUGCAUAUGAGUUGCUGAUGGGGUGGAGAUUGACAAAAAUGUACAUGAUAUGGCGAUUGGUUUGUCUACACCUGACCAUAUAUGUGGUUCUUCCCCAAACUGUUGCCACAAAGGUGGAGGCACACAAUUGUAUAGGAUGUCUUUGUAUGCUGUAGAAUUACAAUUUCCCUUCACUGGAACUAAGAGGCCCAAACCUGUUCAAGUAUGACAAUGCCCCUGUGCACAAAGUGAAGACAUGGUUUGUCAAGGUGGUGUGGAAGAAGAGUGGUCUGCACAGAGCCCUGACCUCAACCCCACUGAACACCACUGGGAUGAACUGGAAAGCCGACUUUCAGUGCCUGACCUCACUUAUCUAUCUAGUGGAAAGCCUUCCUAGAAGAGUGGAAGUUAUUAUAACAGUAAGGGGGGACUAAAUCUGGAAUGGGAUGUUCAGAAAGCAUAUAGGAGUGAUGGUCAAGGGGUCCACAAACUUGUGGCCAUAUAGUGUAUUUCUUAAUCAGAGGUAUUGCUUAUCACAAGGAUGGAAUUUUAUAUGGACAAAGUUAUGAACUAUACAUAAUGAAGCUUAUUCUUGAAACUGUUUUAUGAAUUUAUUAUUUUUUUAGAAGAUAAUCGUGAGUUAAUUCUUAAUCAUGAUUGGUCAUUAAAAUUGCAAAUAGAUAUUUUCAGCCCCAUGACUUGGACAAAGCAGCAAACAGUGUUUGGAAUCUUUAAUAGUUGUCUUGGCACAGUCAUAUGAAGUGAUACGGUUACGGUACAUGUACUAAACAAGUAACAGUGAGUCAUUAUCACACAAAAAAAGUCUGGAAAGUAACUGCUUUAUAGAAGUCUAUGCAGUGUAACAUUAUUAUUAGUGGGAUUUGCCAUGUCAUUUGGGAGGAUGGAAAAAUUUCAAGUGUAUGUUUAGAGCAGUGGUCCUGUACAUAUUUCAACAGUGAGUAUUUUAAUGCUGCUUUCUUGAUCCAGCAAGGUUGUAGAAAUGGCAAACACAGACACCAAACAGCUUUGACUUUCCUUUGUCGUGUUUAGAUUUGUUUUGGUCCUGGUGUCUAUGAUCCUUUUACCUUUUGCCAUCCAGGAGUAAAAGAUUGGAGAUUUCUGAGGCCUCGACUCAGCAGGAUGUUCCACAGUGUGUGAGCUACACAGUCAAAAGUGGAAGUGAGACUAAUCACGAGUCUAAUAAUAGAGAUGAAAUUGUGUUGAAAUUACUGAAAUAUUUUAGAAUAAUGUUACUUUAAAAGAUGCAGUGUUCGCUGUGACUUAUGCAUAUGAAUGAAAGUGAGGUCUUGCAGUUUUCUCGUGUAGUGAGGUAUCCUGAGAGUUUUAUGUAUUAUGUAAGGAAAAAAACGUGACACCGUUAUUACUAUGGAAAGAUUGUUCCAUGGUAUAUUGUGCCUUAAAUGAUUAGGCUAAAUAAUAAAUUUGUGUCAUCACCCUGUCUGACAUUCACCUGAAAUGCAAGAGCAUGUCACAUUUACCAAUUUAAUUGAACAGAUAAAAAAAAAGCAAUCCUGGUUUUAUUUUGUAUAUUUCCUAAUCCCACCUAAAUUAAUUUCUGGUUACGCCAUUACCAGCACAACACUCAAUGUGCUUCUGAAAAGUUUUAGCCGCGAGUGUGUCUUACAUCAAGCACAGCACACAGGGAUUUUAUCCUACAUUUCAGACCACUAUCAAACCAGCUGCUGUACAACCCAGAAUGCACAUUUAUACAGUGGUUUACGGUAACUAUCUUCAGGUGGUCAUGCUACGGAUUUGUUGUGAAGUCUGGACAGUGUCAAAAAGUUAUUUUGGAAAAAAAUAGUUUUUUCCAUGUUCACACAGGCCAGAUGAAACGAGGCUGAGGGCCUUGUGUUUGACACGUAUGCCAUAAUGCUUCCUUCUGAUUAGCUUAACCUUUUGGACUAUUAAGUAAGCAUGCAUCGAGACAGUUAGAUUUCCACUUGUAAACUUUGUGCUCUGUAUGUUCCUACCUCUGGUGCUGCCGCCUAGUGUGUAAGAAGAGAUAGAGCUCAUAAUGAAACUGAAAUAUUCGAGAAAACAAAAUUCUGUCUCAUGGGGUGGUGUAAUGCUGUUAACACCACAAAGUGGGUUAUUUUCCUAUAACAGGAUGUCCCAUAGUUUUUUAUUUGUCUUAUACCACAGCAAUUUGCCAAUGAUUGCAAUUUUUAAUUUAUUAAUGAAUGACAUGUUGUGCUUUUUAAUCAUUUAUAAUUACUAUUGUGCAAUGUCUAUUAUAAACAGUUGUUCCCUCAGCAGCCUCUCUUUUUUCUUUUUUUCUCUCUUAAAGUUAAAAAGACAAAAAAUGCAGUUUGUCAUGUUACAGAGAAACCAUAAAAAGUCCUCUGUCCUGAAGACUCUCCCGUGUCUGAAAGGUUACUGACAGUUACAAUGCCCUGACACUGGAGACUCCUUCAAUAAAUGUUCUAAAAAAAACCCAGAAAACUUUACCAUAUUAAUGAUUAUGAAGUUAAAUAACAUGCUUAUUAAAUCUGUUUAUUGUUAGGCUUAGAUUAUACAGCUCAUCCUCCAUACAAGUCCCUGGGAAAGUAUUGCUACUAUAGAAUCAACACCUUCUGACAAACCACAUUUGAGAAUUCAACAGCACUGUGGUAUAAAAUAAAAUAAUCCAAAUACUAAGACUAGUUGGGUUUGAUGCAGAACAGUACUGGGCUAGGAGGAGACUACACUCCGUCUCUUGCAAAAGGGUCCAAGGCCUGAAUGAAUGCGGCUUCAGCGACCGCUUGUGAUCAGAUUUCGUACGUUGUUUUCUCUAGAGAAAGGCUGUCACUCACGUCAGUCUUCUGCUGCAUUUAUUUUCAAGUAGAAAUGUCCCGUGAAUCCCAGGGACCUUUACAGAAGUUUCAGAAGUUUUAUUCGUGUGGUCUGCUAACGCACCUUAUAAAUGAAUGUGAGAUGAAAUGACGAAUGAAGCUAUGAAAAGCAGCUGCAUUUGUCCCUGCUGUUAAAAUGUCACCUUUAUCUGUUAGCCUAGCUGUAGACAGCUCUACCAUCCAGUGCAAUUUCCAAACAGUUUCGUAAUGAUUACAUAUUUUCCGGCUAGGGCAGUGACGCAGUCGAUCAGGUGGUCCUUCAUUGCUGUCCAGAACACAUCGAGAUGCAUUCAUGUUUACACUACAAAUCUGAUGUGUCCAUAUGCAUCCCAGACCACCCCCGAAUGUGGUUUGUGUGAUCGGAUCACAAUGCGUCUUCGAGACACAUUCGUCUCCGUUCACACCUGUACUUAGCGCUGUCCACUUGUGAUCCAAUCACCCAGGAUGCUUGUUAACACCAGGAGUGAAUGGGCUCAAAAAGAGAGUGAAGCUGUGCUUUCUUAGCAGUAUAUUGAGAAUUGGAUGUCUGCAAUUCAUCUCACACCCGAGUGUGUUUUCCGUGUGGGUUGACGGCGUUCUGUGUCAGGUAGAUCAAAAGGUGGGAGUUUUCUUGAGUGAAUGCGGUUUUGACAGCAUUCGUGUCCUUGAAUGCCUCUUGGUUACAUUAGCCUUCAGACAACGGCCUCUUUGUGAAAGAAAGCUGUAUUGCUAUACAUGAUGCUUUGCUUUCUGAGGUAAAAAUUAGGCAAAAGCACUUUUCAGGGACAACACGGGACACUGAAUGGCAUUGUUUAGCUAUGUCUUCCAACCCAAAGCAAACCAGAGCAUCUUCUUUUUGUGCCUGAGGCAGAGUGAGAGAGAGAGAGAACUUUGUGUAUCUGCUUCCCACAUCAAAGUGCCCUCUCCCACUGCUAUUUUUAGGCUGUGGUGAAGGCUGUUCUUCCUCAGUGAAAGGUAGCGGAGUUAGAGCAGCUAGGAGGCGAAGAGCAGCAGCAUGCAAAGAAACUGUGAAUAGGCUUGUUUGUGGCCAAGCCCAGCCCCCUAGCUGGAGAUAGUCACCGAAGGGUUUUUCACAUGCAUCUCUGUAAAGCCACACCGCUUUGCCUCUUACCACUGAGACCUCACAUGCCUCAUUUACACCAAGGAGACUAAGCGGACCGAGAGAGCUAAGGAGAAUGGUGUGAGCGCUGCAGGCCCUGAGCCCAGCUACUUUGAGAUCCCAAGUAAAGACGGCCAGAUGGCAGAGGACAGCAUCCACGAGGUCCCAACCAAGGACACGGAGAGCAGCGCAAAAGCCGCCCAAGCUAACACCUCCUUCACCAUUGAGUUUGAUAACACCUCUCCAGGGAAAGUGACCAUUAAGGAUCACGUGUCACGUCCAAGAUCGAAAAAAUCUCAGCCAGGGAGUAAAGAGCUCAGCAGCCUCCAGGCAGCCAUCAUGGCCUCGGAGAGCAAAGUGGCCGACUGGCUCGCACACAACAAUCCUCCCAUGGUGAGGCGCGAGUCCACAGAGGAAGACAGCAAAAGCAUUAAGAGUGAUGUCCCUGUCCACCUCAAGAGGCUGAAAGGCAGCAAGCACGAGGAUGGCACCCAAAGCGACUCAGAGAACGGUCUUGGCCUGCGUUUUGGUAGCCGACGCCACGCUGCUCUGGAGGAGCGCUUGAAGGCAGCUGGCCUCACACGUGCCAAAGUCACUGGGGCAGAGGGCUCGGGCUCCACCAGCCGCACCGCCUUCACCAUUGAGUUCUUCGACGAGGAGAACCCUCGCAAACGCCGUUCCUACUCCUUCUCCCAGACUGCACCACUUUUGGGAGGUAUGGCAGGAGAGGGACUGUGUCCGGCACCACCCUCCCAUCCUAAGGGCACUUCAUCAGCGCUGGCAACGGUGGCACCUACAGCAGCACGGCUGCUGCAGAAGAAAAGAUCAGAGGACAAGACGACGAUCCCCGGAGAUGAGACACAGAAGCAGGAUGAUGAGCAGAGCGACAAAGGCACCUACACCAUCGAGCUGGAGAACCACAACCCUGAGGAGGAGGAGGCCCGCCGCAUGAUUGAUAAGGUGUUUGGGGUGGAGAACCCUCAGGGUCCCGGUUGCCCAGUGAAACAGAAAACUAAGGACAGUAAGAAGGCCAGCAGCACUAAAGCUGAGGGCCUUUUGGAGGAAUCGGUUGCAGUUGGCAGUGCACACUGGGUUUCCCAAUGGGCCACUUUAGCUGCUAAUCACACAAGAACUGAUCCUGAAGGUUCCGGGGCAGAACCCACACACUUCGUCCAUCAAGAGCGAGAAGCUGAUGCAUUUGAGUCAGGUGUGUCUUUGAGGAGCACCAGCUCUGCUACCUCCAGCCAGGCUGAACGGAAGAGGAGGACACUGCCUCAGCUCCCCACUGAGGAGAAAAGCAGGCCGGGGAAGUCCUCCACCACCAUAGGACUACGCUCUGAGAUCGGUGAGAAGCAAGACACAGAACUCCAAGAAAAACAGCACAAAGGAGAUGGUGAAUGUGUUUCCACUCCCACCAAGAAAGACAUUACGAGUGGAAAGACAAAUGAAGUGCAGACAGCCUCUUCCAAGCCACCUGCGCCUCCUGUGGGAGUUGUAGAGAAGCAGAGUGAGGAGUCUCGCAGGAGGCGUGCUGAGGACAGGAGCAAAGUGAGUGAUGGCGAGCGGAGCGGGAAGCCCCUGGUGCGUCAAGGCAGCUUUACCAUCGACAAGCCAAGUGCCAAUGUGCCACUUGAGCUUAUCCCACGCAUCAACCAACGGCAGUCUGGCGGCCGAGAGCGCAGUGACUCAGCUGGCAGCAUGGACACGGCCACACUGCUCAAAGACACAGAGGCUGUUAUGGCCUUUCUAGAGGCCAAGCUGCGGGAUGAGAAAAAGCUGGACCCGUCGCCACCCCCUGGCUACCCUUCAGGACGCUCUUUUUCCCCAGAGUUGGAUGCUGAUGCAGCUAAAGCAGCAGGCCGCACUGAAAUGCCACAGAAGCGCCGUUCUCUCAGCAGUCUGCACAGAGAGAAAAGCAACAUGAGCUCAGCUGGAAAGAGCACAACCAAUGCACGGGAUCGACUGGAGAGGAAAGCCAAACCCAAGACCUCAGAUGGGCGUCUGGAUACCCGUCGCUCUGCCCAUACAAGUCAGCGUGCCCGCCAGCCCUCCAUGGACCUGACAGAUGACGAGCAGACAUCCUCGUUGCCCAUUUCUGACGUACUCUCUGAUGACCAGGAGAAUGGGCGUAACCCAUUCACCUUCACUGAUGACUUGCUGCACUCCAAACUGGACUCCUCUAAAGUUGCUAGAGCCGCUAAAUCCAGCAGGACGCCCCAAGCCAGCACUGCUACUAUGGGCAAGCCUCAGUUGCCUCAGCCUCGGCCCACAAGGGCAUCUCUUCUGAGACGUGCUCGACUUGGAGACACAUCUGACACAGACCUGGCAGAUGCGGACCGGGUAUCAGUUGCAUCCGAAGUGUCCACAACCAGCUCCACAUCCAGGCCACCAUCAGGCAGGAAGGCACCAUCUCGCAUCGACAUGCUGGCACAGCCCAGACGCACCAGGCUUGGGUCCAUGUCAGCGCGCAGUGACUCAGAAGCCACAGUGUCCCGCAGCACUACAUCGAGGAUAUCAGCUGAGACAGCUCUGAGACUGGGCUUGCGCCCGACCAACCCAGCCGACAGCAAGCUGAACCCACGCCUUCGGGCAAACAGUGUCUCCAAGCUGACAGACACCAAAACCAAGACCACGCCAUCCAUCUCCAGUGCUCCAGCAGAGCACAUUCACACAGAGAUGUCUCAACCAGAGCCAGAGGAUGACCUAGCAGACGAGGAGCCCAUGGCCAGCAGCAGGUGGCGGCGACUUAAUACAGAAUACGGCUCAACCUCUGAGGACGAGUUUGGCUCGAACAGGAACUCCCCCAAAGCCGGGCGUCUGAGACCAGGCACUGCUCUGCGUACCAGUAGACUGAGCAGCUCGGGCACAGUGACAGCAAGCCCGGGCAGCAUCACCAUCAAACACAGGAUGAGGGAGCAGGAGGAGUACAUCAGAGACUGGACAGCUCACAGCGAAGAGAUUGCCAGGUUAUUCCCCUGUGUGCGCAGGAUCAGUCAGGACUUGGCCAAGGAUCUGGCCAUUCUGGCGCGAGAGAUCCAUGACGUGGCCGGCGAGAUCGACUCGGUCAGCUCCUCCGGCACAGCACCAAGCACCACGGUGAGCACGGCGGCCACCACGCCCGGCUCUGCCAUCGACACCAGGGAGGAGUUGGUAGAGCGAGUUUUUGAUGAAAGUUUGAACUUUCGGAAGAUCCCCCCUGUGGUGCAGACCAAGACUCCAGAGAUGAACGGACGACCAGUGGAGCUGCGGCCUCGAGCCCCGGACAGUCUGGACCCCCAGCAUGCCCUGCGCAGACGCACAUGGAACCGAGAUGAGGUCAGACCGGCGGUGCUAGACAGCUUGCUGCUGACAUCAGUCGCUCAGUUGUCCUCCAAAGUCCGCCAGUCUGUGGACAAAACAGCAGGCAAAAUCAAGAUUUUGUUCAAGGACAAGGACAGGAACUGGGACGACAUUGAGAGCAAACUGAGCUCCGAGACUGAUAUACCACUUCUCAAAACCACUAACAAGGAAAUCUCGACCAUUCUAACAGAGCUGAAGAGGGUGGAAAAGCAGAUCCAAGCCAUAAAUAUCAUGGUAGACCCUGAUGGAACCCUCGACGCUCUUACCAGUCUAGCCCUGGCGAGUCCCACCACACCCAAACCCAAGCCCAGCAGUGGAGCCUCCAAACCCUCCUCCACCAUCUCCCCUAACCGAGAGCUCCCCAGCCCUGGAAUGAGCCGUCCUCAAGCCAGUGGAGAGGCGAGCGCCAUUAGUAACAAGUGAAGGACAAGAACCCUCAGAAUUGAGCGAACUGGACCUCUAAUACCUAAUUUUCUCUGAACUGAUAGACCUUUACCUGUACAUACUGUCUGUACCCCUCCCUUCCUGCGCUCCACUGGAAUGUCCAUCUUUCUCCAAGUGAAGUUAUUGAAAGUCACACCUGUGGAUUUGGACAGUGAUAUACACAUAUACAGUGCAGCUACACAAGCACACACAGCUGCUGGUGAAGAAGAGGUGAAGGGCCAUUGAUCUGAGGCUUGUUAUGCUGGACUUCUUCCUCAAGUCUGUGUGUCUGAUGUUAGAACCAACUGCUUGUAUGUGCUGCAAGUGUGUAUGCGCUCAUCCAGGCAUGAAGCAAGUGGACUUCAUAAUUCAACUUCAGCAAAAACGACUCCGAGUGCCUGUCUUCUCUCCUCUGUAAGCAUUCUCUUCUGCGAAUAGCAACUUCUUAUAAAGUGACUUUUGUGUCAGAAAUGAGAUGGUGUUGGUUUAAAAGACUUGACAGAGAUUUAACCUUGAAGGGAAACUUUAUGAGAAGUGUUAAAGAUUACGAAGCUAAACAUGAACCAGCUUACCAAAGUAAGUCAAAUGCUAUGCGUGCACUCAACAACUGUAAAUUUCAUCCAGUUUAUUCAACUGAUUUUUUUUGGAAAUCUGAUUUCUUGAUUACACAAAGUGCAUUUACGCUAUUAAAAUUAGUAUAAGUCAGCUCAGUGAUUUUGGCUCCAGUAAACAGAACAUUUACUGAAUUACUCAAUCUUCAUGCACUGAUUGUUUUUGUAACCUUUUAGACUGAUGGAUAGGUAGCAAACUUAGUACAAGGUUCCAAUAUCAAUUUAAAAAUCAGCAAAUGUCUGACAUUUAGCCAUCGUUUCAUUUUCCCAACGUUGGAAGGAAGUGUUCGGGAAAAUAUGCAGUAUUAGACAAUGUAUUAGUGAAAUGUAACAUGGUUAUGUGUUGAACAUCUCUCAUUUGCUAAGAUCUGUGUGCUUUGUGUUACUGUGACCUGAGCCUUCGAACAAACAGCCUUUAAUGCAAGGCUCAUUCACAUUCUGAAUACGUUACGGUCAGUCGAACACGUUACGUUUUAAAUCUCAAUACACUAACGUUCUCUAAUCAGAGUAUGCAAUUACAGGGAAUUAGAUACGCAAUAGUGAGUGUUGGACAGUUUGUCAGCAUUUUCAGAAAUCUCCAAAAGCUCAUUAGUCAUGUUUUUCAUGAAGGUAUUCCAGCAUAUGGUGUAUGUACUGUAUUGUCUUACUCUCCUGUCACCGCUUGCUGCUUGGCUGUAUUUAUGUUCAUGGGGAAGGGUGGGGAAUGAGCUUAACCAGCCUUUCAUUGUGAAUCUGCGUGUCGUAGAGAGAGUAGUGCGACUGUCAUUAGGAACUGAAACAAUAGUGAAGAUAGGUACAGGACUUUUUUUUGUUGAUUAAUGUAUCAGCAAAGUGGCCACUGUGGAAAAUCUAGUUCUUGGGCAGUUUAGGAAUGAAAAUCAUAAUGUAGCGUGCACAAUUGUCAUUUUAAGGUUCCUGGACUCCUGUAAGUUAAUGUUAUGUGUUUUAAAGGCCAUACAGGGAAUAAAAGGACAUGACACCAAAAUCAUAUCUGUACAUCAUACUGCUCUCAUUACAGAAUUUAUUUUCAGUGGGACGAUCCUCCCGCCCCCUAAACACGCCUAUCAUUUUUUUUAAACAGUAGUAUCAUUUAUAAUACUAUUGUAAAUGUUUUACACGACGGGGAACAGAAAACAUGCUUGGUACAGUUUUUUUUGUUUGUUUGUUUCUUUUUUUGUUUGUUUCAGUUUACAUUCGCAUCUGUAAAAUACAAUUUUUGUUCUUUUUCAUUGUUUUUGAUAAAUGUGUUUAUUUAUUUUGGUUUAUUUUUGUUCAAUGCCUUGAAUUUUUUUGCAGCACAUUUUUGUUGGUAUUUCAAUUUUGUUUUUUUAUAGAAUCAUUUCCAUGCUCUCAAUAAAGGAGAAAGUAUUCCUGGACCCUAAUUAAACAUAAUUGUCUGCAUAUAUCCUGCAUUUCAAUAAAGUCCUUGAUCUAAA